AGUAUUUGAGGCGCCUUCCCUUGCAGAGACAGAAUCAUUCUGAUUUUGGACGGACUGGUAAGGACUUCUAAGGGAAGAGGCAGCAUUAAACAAAUAAACACUCGUAACUGCUUGCUGGCAUAGAAGUGCCACAGCGGCCACCAACCUGUGCUACCCACAGCCACCAGUGUCCAGACACUAGUGUCCCAUCUAAUCAUUAUGGCUUCAGAAUUGCCGCUGAAGAUGCUGACUGUUCAAAUGCUGCUGAUGAUGAUGAUUCCUGCAAUUCCAGUUUUAAGAGGGGAGGCCACAGAUCUACCAGAAAACCCACACGAUACAGACAGCCUCCCCUCCCAGCAGAAUGGACGCCACGUCCUACAGAAAGCAGUUGAGAUUCGACACUGUUUGGUGAACUCUGGAGAAAUUGGAUGCGGAGUUUUUGAAUGUUUUGAAAACAACUCAUGUGAGAUACGUGGUCUACAUGAGAUUUGCAUGACAUUCCUUCAUAAUGCAGGGAAGUUUGAUUCUCAGGGCAAGUCAUUCAUUAAAGAUGCUUUGAAGUGCAAAGCCCAUGCUUUAAGGCAUAAAUUUAGCUGCAUAAGCCUUAAGUGUUCUACCAUCAAAUAUAUGGUGUUUCAGCUCCAAAGGGAGUGUUAUCAAAAGCAUGAUCUUUGUUCUGUAGCCAAAGAAAAUAUCCAGGUGAUUGUGGAUAUGAUACAUUUUAAAUACCUCUUCCCACAUGGGCCUUAUGUUGAGUUAGUAAACAUUCUUUUGGCUUGUGGAGAAGGUGUUAAGGAAGCUAUCACAAAAACUAUGCGAAUGCAGUGUGAACAAAACUGGGGAGCUUUAUGUGACAGCCUCAGUUUUUGCAACGUAGAUCACGGUGCAUCAAUGACACCCUCUCCUGACAAGAAGCAUGGGAAUGCCAACAAAGGCAUUGGAAGCCAUGGAGAUGUAGCAGCCCAGCUAGAAAAUGACAGGGAAAAUGCCAGAAUCUCAAAAUCAGAGAAAGAAAAGAGUGGCAAACCCCACUUAAAUGCUCACACUCGUGUCCGAGCUCCUGCACAAGCUUCAAAACGUAUAACUACAGACACAGAAAGUGCUACCAAUGAGGAUGCAGAUGGUGCAGAUGGCAAAAGGUGUGCACUUCUCUGAUAACUGGAAAGCAGCUGCUGCAUGCAUUCUACAUGUGCCAAAGGCAUGAUGUUCGUCUUCCGUUUGGCCCUGCGUCCCUGCAGUGAAUGCAACCAGGCCAGGUCCUCUGCUAUACAUUACUCAAUCAAGUCUCUCAUGGGAGGUCUGCGGCUUCUUUCGUAUUAAAGUGACAGGAUAAAAUUUUCUUCUGGCCUCUUCUGAUUUCACCAGAAAACUCAAGUCUUCAUAAAACAGGCAGUUUUAUACUGGACGCAGAACACUAAGAAAGCCUACUGAACAAAUCAAUAUUUUUUUUUUCAUAACUAGCACUUGGCCUUUUUAAUCAUUAGACGGUGCAAAACUCAUGCAAGGGUCUGUAUUACUUUAGUUGUUUGUACUAUGUGGAAUAACGAGAAGGGGAAGGGUGAACCAGGUAAUUAACACUUUGCCUAGACACAGCCCUAAAUAAUGAAUUUGUAUGAAGUCUUGCAUUACUCAGAUAGUCAAAACACUUAACACUGUCACCCGCAGAAGACUGUAAUGGUAUAAUGAUGGAAGAAAACUUCAGCUAUCCCUACAUUUAAGGGAAUGCCAAAAUGCUUAACAUUGUGAAUAGUUCUUUUCUACUUCCUUCCAUAAAGCAAGACAGGUUUUAGAUGUUUUCAUGUCUUAAAAUGCCUGCAAAAUUAGUUGUACUAGUAGCUGAGAGAAGAACUACAUCUUAGAGAUUUACUGCUUUAGUUAAUGGAAAUAUUGCUAAGCCUUCUAACUACGCUCUUACAUAGAGUAAAAUAAGGGAACACUUCUGCGAAGUGAAGGGAGGGGGACAAAAUCUCUUGCAAAAAGACAUUUCAGUAUCAUGGGCCUCAGCAAUAUUUCUUUUCAUGCUAGUUAUGAUUGCUAUGAUGUUUCAUAUCUGUGCUUUCACUAUAAACAGUUUACUGAGCUGAUAAGUUCGGUUUAUAAGAUGUCGUAUGUACAUGUUUUGACUAUUUGACCUUCCACGGAUAUUCACAUAAAAGAAAUUUUAGAGUCACAGCAAUCCUCAGGAAUGAGGAUUGCUAAAAUGUUUUUCAUCAGCCUGGCCAGAAAAGCUUUAAACACCUAUUCCUAUUAUUUUAUUGUAUGAACAAGUAUUUUGUUAAUGUAUCAGUUAUUCAAGUAUUGUAAUAAUCAGUUUAACCUUAAUUUUUGUCCUUUAGUCUUUGGACCCAGCAGAUCCUUCUCACACAAUUGUGGUGCAGGGACGGCCACAGCUGUGUAUUUGUUAGCCUCAAGAAUAUGCUGCUUUUAACUGAGUACUAGUGCUGCUAUGAAAAAGCUUUUAUUAUGUUCUCACCUGUCUGACAGUCCAUGACUUUCUUCUGAAGAACUAAAUACCCCAAUGUCAGUGAUCUAAAUGCCUAGUAAAAAAGUUAAGUACUUGUGCCCUAUGCAAAUGUUUUUCAGUUAUGUGUGGCAUCAAACAAAAAUGCUACAGUUCUGUAUACAAACCAGCAGAUUACAGGCAGCCUGAAAGUUUAGGUCAGAGAAUUAAAAGUAAUUGCCUACUAAUAAACUCCAUUCUAAAGUCUUGAACUUGAUUCCCUUCACUUGCAAGCUGGUGACUGUGAUGAAAUAAUUUAACAAGACAGUGCUCCCAUGUUGUCCCUGAAAAUAGCCUCUUGUGCCUAGUAUGUUUCUACAAUCAACAGAUUAAUAAAAUAAAUAUAGAAUAGCCCAAAUAAAUAUAGCUGUCUUAUGAACAAAAAAAGACAGAGCAGUGCGUCGUGCUUGGGAUUAGGAAGUUAUGGGUUUAUGGACUUCGCAUUGGGAAACCAUAGAUCAGGUACACCUUGUAAAUAAUUAUUUCAGAUUGGUAUGGCAGUAAUACACAUCACUUAUCCUCUUCCCUUUUCCACUGUUUUAAAAAUGACAGUUUCUACUUUCAGGAUGUGACACUAAUCCUCUUAAAAUUAAACAUGUGCCACAUACAAACUUGUAUAGUAUCAUAUGCUCUGUGGAUAUCCCACCAUACUGUUGUUGUUAUGGAUAUACUCUUUAAAAUUAGUACAUUGUAUGUUAGCUACUGUGACACCAGUGUUAAGUAUAACUACAUUUAGGACAAGUUCUACUUUCUGGAUGUGACACUAAUCCACUUAAAAUUAAAAAUACGUCACAUACUAACUAAUACAGUAUCAUAUGCUGUGUGGAUAUCCCCCCAUCCUGUUGUAGUUAUGUAUGUAUUCUUUAAAAUGAGUAUAUUGUGCAUUAGACACUGUGACACCAAUGAUGUGUCACUAUAUUUAGGGCAGUAAAAAGUGCAAGACCCAGACAAGCUAAAGUCUACAUUCACAGGACAGCGCCUGUCAAAAAAAGAUGAGCAGUUGUUUGCCUCCUUUGCUCAUAACAAACUGGGCAGGAAAGUCUCCAAGAUUUCUCCAUCUAUGUGACUGUUGGAUUGUAUUUCCUUUAUCUGCACUUUUCAUGUUAAAUCUUUGCCUGCCAAUUGUAAGGCUCAUUCCACAAGAGCAGUCUCUACAUCAACAGCCUUUUUCAGGGUGUUGUCCAGGGAUGAAAUCUGUCAAGCCACCACCUGGUCUUUAGUUUGUCAAGCGUUACAAAUUAGACCAUAUAUCCAGUCCUAGAGAUUUGGGGCUUCCAUCCUGUAGUGUCUCCUGUCUUAAGACCACUCAGGAUUUUAGUAGCUGGGGAUUCUGACCAAUAGGUCAGAUUGGAUGGACUGAAUGAAUAGGAUACAAAUGUUGUAACAAUAGCUCCUUUCAUUCCAGUCUAUCUGAUACAACAAUCCUCCCUCCUUCCCACUGCCAUUAAGUACUUCUAAAGGACAGUAUUGGUGUGCUUUGCAAUAGGCGUCAAACUUGGUCUGGUUAGUCAGGGGAGAGCAUGGCUGUAGCUAAAAAAUAUUUAAGAAGGGCUUGAGGUUGGAGCACAAAACUGGCCAAAAUGGAUCCGAGCUGGGGCUCAAAGACCCUUAGGUCAGAUUGGACAGAAUAAAUGAAUAGGAUUCUAUGUUAAAGUCACUCACUGAACCUUAACAUUCUGAUAAACGUUUUGGAGAUAUGUGUGCAUGACCUAUUGCAUAUGCCAUGUUCUCGUGCAGGAUGUUGGAAGCUGGAAACUUAUAGCUGAGUUAUGAGUGAGAUUUCCUAAGUAAUAAACUAAAAGGCACACGUGUUAAUUUGCGUUAAGCCUGCUGCUUCUCAAAAGUUUCACUAAAUGGUGGAUUGCAAAUCAGACAGAGCAAAAUAUAUCAUGCCCAGCUAUGUAAUGGCAGUACUUCCUUAUUGCUGCCUGUCAGAAAUCAGAAUGAUGAUUCCAUUUAAUGUUUAUUGCCAUGCCUCAGACUUGUUCUGUUGCCUUUAUUUUUUUUUCUCUUAUCUCAAAUUUCCCCAGACACUUUAUUUUUGUCCCAUUUCACGGUACCUGAGAUGUAUUUACCUGGUGACUAGAAAAGUUCUUCAUUCUUUCUACUAGCAAACGCAUUUUACUUUUAAAAAGGAUAGUUGAAUUCUCACCUGUAUAAUCACUAUCGGUAAUGUUAUUGGCUGUGAUUAGUAGACCUAAUUCACAUGUCAGUCCUAGAAAAUCUGCUUAUGCAAGUCUGUCAGCAAUCUUUAAGUUAUUAAAUAUUUAAUUUAUAGGCAAUGAAGACAAAGUGCUGCAGUGACUUUUUUAUGUGAAAAAGGAAACGUUUAGCACAUCAUUGCAGCCUCAUCACUGUCCUUAGCUGAACAUAUUACACUUCAUGAGGUGGGGGGGGGGAUAUCUGUUAUGCUUUGUGACCAUCACCUCCAGAAAUAACCAACUUGUCUAUACCAUUCUUAACUCAUCUGUCAAGUAAUGGAGUGAGCUUUGGAACCGAUGACCUCAAGGCAGGUUCCAAUACCUUCACCUCCAUUUCCCCAAGUUAAAAGUACAGUGUUGAUAUUGGAAGCUGUUUCUCCUUAUUUUCUCAGCAAAAUUACAGCUUGAAAUUGUGCACUGGCACACUGAAUAUAUUUGCAUGUCCAUGUAUCAUAAACAUGUGGCUGUGUCUGAAACUGUUAUGUCCUGCUGAAUUAAGACCAUCUGAAUGUUAAGCUAUUAAGACCAAUAUAGUAAAGCAAGAAACUCCAGAGAGCUUUACCAACAGUGGUAUGUAUCACUGUUCCCUACAUAUACACAUUAAUAUUGCCUCUUGGAGGUCCAUAGAAAUUUCCACACUAACUGUUGGCCUUAUCUAUAGUCCAUUAUAGAAAGCAGUGAGUGUUUCACGAGAAAAUUUAACAGAAUCCCUUAAGAAUUACUAGUACUGACAUUUUUUAUUUGCAUGAUGAUUUCCAAACUGGUUCCAGUCCCAAGCAAGAAAUAAUUGCCAUCAGAAUUAAGCAUGUAAAAGAAGGUUAAGAGAGCAGAAAGAAGACAGGAGUUCUAAGCACAGAUACAG
Molecule: messenger RNA, 5542 nt
Organism: Protopterus annectens (West African lungfish)
Lineage: Eukaryota; Metazoa; Chordata; Ceratodontiformes; Protopteridae
Gene: STC2
Product: stanniocalcin 2
Exons: 5
Coding region: 199-1134 (311 amino acids)
Biological process (GO): intracellular calcium ion homeostasis
Cellular component (GO): extracellular region
Molecular function (GO): hormone activity
Source: RefSeq, a predicted model, not a curated record